UCAGAGGUAGACUCGUUGUCAGAGGUGAAAGCACAGACGCUCCAUGUUCGUCAGUCUGUGUUGUGUCGUAGCUGCCGCGUUGGUAACUCGGUAACUAUGAGAGCAAAGAAGUUGAGCUGAGCUGAGCUGGGAGGACAGUGGUCGAUUCUUGGAGAAGGGGAAAAAGAAGAGGAGCUGAGAGAACAGAAGCCGUGCGAAGAGCCCCGGGACACUCCGUGUUCAUGAAGAAAUAAAGCCGUGUAUUCGCCCUUUUGGACGUGCGGCGGCUGCGUGACAAGUGCUCCGGCCAAACAUGAACAAAAACCACCGGGUGGCGAGCAGCCGUUCACUGAGUUCUGUGGAGGUGAAGAGCAAGUUUGGUGCCGAGUUUCGUCGCUUCUCACUGGAUCGUUCGAAGCCGGGCCGAUUUGAUGAGUUUUACGGUCUCCUGCAGCACGUGCACCGCAUCCCCAAUGUGGAUCUAUUGGUGGGCUACGCCGACGUGCACGGCGACCUGCUGCCCAUAAACAAUGAUGACAACUAUCACAAGGCCAUCUCCACAGCCAGCCCUCUGCUUAGGCUGUUUCUGCAGAGGAAAGAAGAAGCUGAUUACACAUUUGGAACUGACACUCUGACCAGGAAGAAGAACACGGUACUCUCUGCUGUUCUAUUAAGGCCUGACGCCAACAGGAAAAAACCUCCCGUCAUCAUUAGCCUGCCCAAAGACUUCCGACCUGUGUCCUCCAUCAUCGACGUGGACAUUCUCCCCGAGUCGCACCGACGGGUCCGUCUGUAUAAGCAUGGCCAGGAGAAACCUCUCGGCUUCUACAUCCGUGAUGGCUCCAGUGUACGGGUCACUCCGCAGGGCCUGGAGAAGGUUCCAGGUAUUUUUAUCUCUCGCAUGGUUCCUGGUGGUCUCGCAGAGAGCACUGGUCUGCUAGCCGUUAACGAUGAGGUUCUGGAGGUGAAUGGUAUUGAGGUUGGUGGGAAGUCCUUGGACCAAGUGACGGACAUGAUGAUCGCCAACAGCCACAACCUCAUCAUCACUGUGAAGCCAGCAAACCAGCGGAACAACGUGGUGCGCAGCGGAGGAGGGGCAGCAUCUGGAAGUUCGGGUCGUUCUUCAGAUAGUGGUGCCAGCUACUACGGCUACUCACACGGCAGUGGCAUCGCAGCCUCUAUGCCCACGCACAUCAUCCAGAACUUCCCAGUUGACGAGUUGGAUAGUGAUGAGGAGGAGGAGGACUUGGUGAUCGAAGUGGGAGGGGAGGCUGAUCCAGUCAGACGCUUGUCCUCCCAAUACAGCAUGCCUCCUCCGCCCAGGUACGAGCCCCAUCUUAACCUCCGCACCACCUCUAACACCACCAUCUCCAACUCCACCUCCACCCAUUCCAUCGACACCAACGGGACCCUGGCUGUUGACGGAAGCAAUGGAUCACUGAGCUACGUCAACAACACUAACACAACUCCAUCUCUGGACAGACCCUUGGAGAGGCGGAACCUGGAGGAGGACGGUACUGUUAUAACACUGUAGACAACACUGGAAUCAAAACACACAACUGUGACUUUAUCAAUCACACAGAUACCAACACAAACAAAUACAGAAACAAAAACACCAACAGAGUCAUGGAGCAGCAGCAGUUUAAUUGACGUGAAAUUCAUCUUUUGUGCUCCAUAUUAUUGUGACUCUGUACCUGACAAGCACAAGGAUGUGCCUGUUCACUUUUAAAAUAAUGACAGCUUCAUGUUUUUUAACUUACAUGUGAUAUACCCGUGUACACUGCAGCCGUUCAUGCCAAUUCAUUUACAUGUGUGCCACGGGUGAUAUCCACCCCGUUUUAUUUAAGACACAUCAAUUAUAAGGAUGUAGCUGUUCAAGAAGCCCUACACAUGUUUUGUUAAGUAAAAAAAAACAUAGAAUUUUAAUUGGCCUUGUCCUGAAGAGCUCAGUUCUCAGUUACUAUUCCCAUAAACAGAAAUUCCCUAUAGAAGAAAAUACAGUAAAGCAGUGUCUGAAGCACAGGCCCGAACUGUUUUUGUGCCUUAUCUGUCAUUUUUGUCAUUAAUUGGCUUUGGAUUUUACACAAAAUAUUGUAUCCUACAACACCUUAAAUGAGUAAUAAUGAUUAUAGAGACUCUUCUAGAUAUAGGGGGAAAACAAUUACAAUAUUGAGUAAAGAUCUAAUUGUGUGGAUAUCGCUUCAGCAUAGUUUCUAUCCUUCUUUACCUUCCCCUUUUUAUAAACUAGAUGUAUGCAAUUUUCCCCCAUUGACAUUGACAGAGUUGCCUGUCAACAACUUGAGAUACCCAAUUAAAAUUUUAAUAAUAUAGACUAUCAUGAUCAUUUUUUUGUAAAUCUUAGAUGUUUUUGACUGGCAGAUGGACCUUAUUCAGAGUGCAACCACUAAAAACACUUCUGUUUAAAAUGCAGUUCUAACACUUAGCUACCGCUAGAGGACAGUGAUGAACCAAAUAACCUCGGUUAAGUGUAAUUGUGGUACUUGUACGCCUGACAAAAUCAAUGAAUCCUUUUUGGUGAUGUGGUGGUAAAGGUCAACAUUUAUGACUCUUUCCACACAGUCUGAUACAACAGGUGAAAAAUACAUCCUCAAUAAGAACUUUUUCUAAAAAAAAAAGAAAGAAAGAAAAGAACAACCCUUGUUAAUGAACACUGGGCUCUUUGUAUUUGUGUUUUUUUUUUGGACCAGAUGCUGUUUUCCACUGUAAAUGACUGACUGACUGAAGAUUUGAUUUUUUUUUAAAAUUCAUUCUCUCUGAUUAAACUUGUACUUUUAAAAAAGGAAUCCCUUAAAUGGCAGGCCUGUGAUUUAAGACGUAAUUUUAAUUUAUUUCUUUGUGUAUCGUCCUUAAUACAGCAAUACUUGUAUGUAAUGGGUGACGGCUUGAACAUGUAGAGUCAUAUCUGACCAACUGGGAGUUGCAUGUCUCUUGUACAGAGCACACUGUGCUUUCUCUCCAUGACAAGGGUUUCUUUUCCCUGCUGUGUCUAACAAAUGACAAAAUGUGACUUUGAUUUCUCCCUCGUUGUGUUUCUUUGUAUGUUUUCCUCUUUGUCUCUGGACCAUGACAUCUGUUGCUUAAGUUAAUCAUUUGAUUUUCAAAUCUUAUUUUUUGCUAGUCAUCUUAUAUAGACCACGACUUCCAGAACAGUUAAGGACAUUUGAGUGGUGUUUAAAUGACAUACACUGUCAAACUGGUGACUAUAUGAACGCUGAGGUCAUCAUGAGUGAAAAAAGAUGAAUUCAAAAGAUCACAUAUGGAGAGGGACCAUAACAAACUCUAAAAAACAAAGACAUUACAAGUUUAAAACUGCAGGAAAUGCAUACAUUCUCAUUAGUCAACCAGAACUUUGUAAACCAGAAGGCAACUGUCUCACAUCAGAACAAAGUUCCAGUUAAUUCAGCAGGUUCCUAAACAGUUAAAGUGCAAAUGCAUUACAUGCUGCUUUUUUUCUGCCUCUCUAGAGCUGCAGUAAUGUUGCUAUUGAUUUUUUUUUUAAACUUUUCUAUUUCAGCAGCGAUAAUUAGCAUUACUGCCCACCUAAGCCUAGUUGGUCAGGAUGUACUGUCAUCUUCAGUAAUGUCUGAUGAGCCCAUAUCCAUAUUAAGGACUGAUUAUGAGAGAGUAAGCUAGCCAUUCACAUUUACAAUCUGUCAAACCCUGCGAGUAGACCAAAGGUGGCAGUGGACCAUCAGGAGGUGACUCGACUAGUUCUUAUAUUUUUUUUUUUGCAUUCUACAUGUGCUAGAACACCCUGAUGGUUAGUUGGAAAAGUCAUCAUGAAAGUGGAACUAAAAGCUCAUGUUCGUCUGACUCCAUACACGGACUGAGAUUAACUCCUUCUAAGUUUUUUCAGCAUCUGUUAAACCUUGUGUAAAAUAUUUGUGACUGGAACCACACUACAGUUCAUGUAAAAACAAAGUACACACACCACUGUAUUUCAAACCAUGUGAUGAACAUACUAUCUUUAUUUCAGUCCUUCAGGCUUCUUUUUUUUCAUCAAGAAUGGCCUUUAGGUAUGUAUUUAUUUUGUUUGUCUCUAACUUUACAACAGGACACUGAGAUUGUAACUCAGCGGCAUUUGUUAUUUAUUCUCUAGUCAUGAGUCUGCAUAUUGUUGUCCAUACACAUUAUUUUUAUGUUUUCAUGGUACGACCGAUAUAAAUUCCUGACAGAUUGUGUUUUUACUGCUGAAGCUAAAGCAGUGGGAAGAUCUCUGAGAGACAUGAACUUGUAAAAAUAUGAUUUAUUUUUUCCAUACUGUGAAUUAUCAUUCUUAUUUUUGUGGGAGAAAAACACUUGUAUCAGCACAAAUUCAAAAGAGACUACUUCUUUUCCCCCUUUGUCUGUUCUUUUUUUUCUUUAAGUGAUUAAACAUUGUAUUUUUUUUCUUUUUCUUGCUACAGAUAAAUCAUUUGGUAUAGAUUUAUAAUAAAGAUUGUCAGUAUUUUCUUAUAUAUGGUGUAAAUUUCUAUCACAUUUAAUGGAAAUGUUUUAAAUUUCAAAUAAAAAUGUACCAUUAGAUAGAUGUACACAAAUGUCUGAUUUAAGGAGGUGGAUGAAAUAAACUAAUGUGUAGCAAUA
This is a messenger RNA of Cynoglossus semilaevis (tongue sole), 4584 nucleotides long. RefSeq names its product par-6 partitioning defective 6 homolog beta (C. elegans) (gene pard6b). Lineage: Eukaryota; Metazoa; Chordata; Actinopteri; Pleuronectiformes; Cynoglossidae. The record is from RefSeq and is a predicted model, not a curated record. The transcript is spliced from 3 exons. The coding region runs from base 293 to 1513 and encodes 406 amino acids. Gene Ontology annotation, molecular function: protein binding. Gene Ontology annotation, cellular component: cell cortex; nucleus; apical plasma membrane. Gene Ontology annotation, biological process: establishment or maintenance of cell polarity; centrosome cycle; regulation of cellular localization.